UCAAGAUCAUGGAUGAUGAAGUUUACAAAGACGACACUAACAGCUGGGUGGCUCCUCUCCCCUUCAAAACACCCAGACGUCCUCUCCCUAACAACCGGGAACAUGCAAUCACACGUCUGCACUCCUUGCGACGGAGCUUGGACAAGAAACCAGAGAUGAAAGAUCAAUUCAUCGCAUUCAUGGACAAGAUGUUCCGGAACCAUCACGCUGAGGUUGCACCCCAACUGAAGAGCACAGAGGAGCGAUGGUACCUGCCGACCUUUGGAGUUUAUCACCCUCAGAAGCCAGACCAAAUCAGGGUCGUCUUUGACUCCAGUGCGCAACAGGACGGCAUCUCACUUAACAACGUGAUGCUCACCGGUCCAGACCUGAAUAACAGCCUCCUUGGAGUUUUGAUACGCUUCAGGAAGGAACCUGUAGCAAUCGUCGCAGACAUUCAGCAGAUGUUCUACUGCUUUGGUGUGAGAGAGGACCAUAGAGACCAUUUGCGAUUCCUCUGGUACAGAGACAACGACUUGACGAAAGACAUCAUCGACUACAGGAUGACAGUUCAUGUUUUUGGUAACAGCCCAUCUCCUGCUGUCGCCAUAUACGGUCUCAGACGAGCUGCCCAAGAAGGAGAAAGCGACCACGGUGCAGACACACGAGAAUUCGUAGAAAGACAUUUCUAUGUCGACGAUGGACUUACGUCUCUUCCCACUCCCAUUGAGGCAAUCGAUCUAUUGCAGAGGACCCGAGCAUCACUUGCAGAAUCAAACCUACGAUUGCACAAGAUCGCUUCAAACAACGCCGCAGUGAUGGCAGCCUUUCCACCAGAGGACCACGCCAAAGGUAUGAAAGAUUUGGGCCUCGGUGGCGAAAGCGGAGUCGUACAACGCAGCCUAGGUUUAUGCUGGGAAAUCACUAUGGACACAUUCACAUUCAGGGUGACGACCGACGACAAGCCAUUUACUCGCCGUGGAGUACUGUCAAUGGUAAAUAGCCUUUACGACCCUCUCGGCCUGGUAGCCCCGGUAACCAUACAAGGCAGAGCCCUACUUCGUGAACUCACAACCAAUGCUUGCCACUGGGACACACCUCUCCCCAAAGACAGCCUGAAAGAAUGGGAGAUGUGGAGAGAUUCGCUUCAGGAUCUGAAGGAGCUUCAUAUCCCUCGCACAUACGCCAUGAAGUCUCUCACCAAGGUACGGCAAACCGAGUUGUGUGUGUUCUCAGAUGCGUCCACCAGAGCCAUUGGUGCAGUAGCUUAUCUCCGAACCCUUGACGAAAACGGACAGACCGCAGUGGGAUUCGUCCUCGGAAAAGCUAAGCUAGCCCCUCUGUCCGAACCUACCAUACCUCGACUGGAACUAUGUGCUGCAGUGCUAGCAGUAGAGAUGGCAGAGCUCAUCCUAGACGAAAUAGACCUCAAAAUUGAUGCGGUGAAAUUCUACUGUGACAGUAAAGUUGUACUAGGUUACAUUAACAACGAAUCCAAGCGAUUUUACGUAUACGUACACAACAGAGUCGAGCGUAUACGUCAGUCAACAAAGCCAGAUCAGUGGCACUACGUGCCUACAGAGCACAAUCCAGCAGACCACGCUUCACGGGGAAUUCCAGCUUCCCAGCUCGCAAGUACAUCAUGGUUCACGGGACCGCCAUUUCUCUUCAAGCUGAACCAAUCUCCUUCAGAGAAAUCGAACCCCUUCGAGCUAGUUGAUCCAGAGCUAGAUGUAGAAAUCCGUCCCCAGGUGACAAGUUUCGCUACCCAGACGAAAAUGACAACACUUACACCCAAACGCUUUCAACGUUUCUCGACGUGGAACUCACUCCUGAGAGCAGUUACUUUCCUCAUCCAUGUCGUUCGUUCCCGCAAGAUGGACCCAGCAAGUCAGUCAACUAAAUGCAGUGGACAGCACAAGCCAUAUACUCCAGACGAGCAGGCUCAAGCAAAAGAUGUUAUCAUCAAGUCAGUCCAGAGAGAGUUCUACUCAGGGGAGUUUACAAACCUUGACCAGAAGAAAGAUGUUCCCAAGAACAGUUCUCUCACAAAGCUGAAUCCUGUUUUGGAAGAGGGCUUCAUCAGAGUGGGAGGUCGUCUCAAACAUGCACAGCUAGACCGUGACGAGAAGAACCCAAUUAUUUUGCCAGGUAACCACCACGUUUGCACACUGCUAGUACGCCACUACCACGAGCAGGUGAAACACCAAGGUCGCCAUUUUACGGAAGGGACCAUCAGAGCAUCCGGCCUAUGGAUUGUCGGUGGUAAGAGACUCAUAAACUCAGUCCUACAUAAGUGCGUCAUAUGCAAGAAGCUCCGUGGGAAGUUGGAAGAACAGAAGAUGGCGGACCUGCCACCUGAGCGACUCAAUACAUCUCCACCAUUCACAUACGUUGGUUUAGACGUUUUUGGUCCAUGGGCAGUCAUCGCACGACGCACAAGAGGAGGUCACGCUGAAAGCAAACGCUGGGCAAUGUUGUUCACUUGCAUGAGCACGAGAGCCAUUCACAUUGAAGUCCUAGAGUCCAUGGACACGUCAUGCUGCAUCAACGCACUCAGACGGUUUUUUGCUCUCCGCGGACCAGCGAAACAGCUUAGAUCCGACUGCGGAACCAACUUCGUUGGAGCCUGCAAUGAGCUGAAACUUGGAAAGGAACAACAACAGGAGACAAGAAUGCAGCGCUACCUGAGUGAACAAGGCUGCACAUGGGAGUUCAACCCACCUCACUUGUCACACAUGGGAGGUGUUUGGGAGCGCAUGAUUGGAGUAGCUCGGAGAGUCCUCGACUCCAUUCUAUUACAGAGCAAAUCCUCUCACCUCUCGCAUGAAGUACUGUGCACCUUCUUGGCCGAAGUUACAGCGAUCGUCAAUGCUCGACCUCUUAUCCCAGUCUCCAACGAUCCUGAAUUGCCAUUCAUCUUGACACCUGCUACGCUGCUUACCCAGAAGGUUGGUGCUCCUGCUCCCUUGGGAGAAUUCACCGACAAGGACCUGUUCAAGAGCCAGUGGAGGCAGGUUCAGAGUCUCGCCAGUAAGUUCUGGACCCGAUGGAAACGCGAAUACCUGCCUACCCUACAGAGCCGUACGAAGUGGACGGAAACCCAUCGUAACCUGCAAGAGGGAGAUCUUGUGCUCUUGAAAGACAAGCAAGUCGUCCGCAAUGAGUGGCCACUGGCUCGAGUUACUUCUGCUUUUGUGAGCGAUGACGGAAAGGUCCGCAAGAUAGAAGUCAAGGUCUCGUCCAACGACACCGUCAAGAAGUUCACGAGGCCCAUCUCAGAAGUCGUACUUCUACUACCAAAAGAGGACUGAACAUUACGUUUAUUUUGUAUUAUGCCAUACUAAAGAUGCCAGACGGGGAGUAUUCUGGAUCCAUCUAUCCGUUUUUUAAAUUGCGCCCUCUAUUGGCAACAAGUUCUUUCAUUCAACGAAUCACGUUUUAUCAAUUUUCCGUCUAAAGUUUGUUCCGACAUUUUCACACUUUGUGACUAGUUUAAUCCAUCCCAAUCUACUGCCUUCUCAGAUAACGCCUACGAGAAGCAUUGCCUUUUUACUCCUUGUUCAUCACUGACGUCAUAUACCCCCAGCUUGAAUAAAUCACUACAGGAGCUUGGAGGCUAUUUCCUGACUCUCAUGUCGAUUAUUAAUGGAGUUUGGCUGGCUGUCUAAUUUUGGUUUCAAACACC
This is a messenger RNA of Asterias rubens (European starfish), 3667 nucleotides long. RefSeq lists its product as uncharacterized. Gene Ontology annotation, biological process: DNA integration. NCBI's taxonomy places the organism in Eukaryota, Metazoa, Echinodermata, Asteroidea, Forcipulatida, Asteriidae. The record is from RefSeq and is a predicted model, not a curated record. Gene Ontology annotation, molecular function: nucleic acid binding. The transcript has 2 exons. The coding region runs from base 9 to 3293 and encodes 1094 amino acids.